Moesziomyces antarcticus is the source of this 2529-nucleotide messenger RNA. RefSeq lists its product as uncharacterized. NCBI's taxonomy places the organism in Eukaryota, Fungi, Basidiomycota, Ustilaginomycetes, Ustilaginales, Ustilaginaceae. The coding region runs from base 1 to 2529 and encodes 842 amino acids. The record is from RefSeq and is a predicted model, not a curated record. The transcript has a single exon.
AUGGCCACCACAUCGCGGCGCCGUUCUUCGCAUGGCCUCACCUCUUCGGGCUCCUCCACUCAGCUUGCCCGCAAGGGCUCGUCCUCUCGGCUCGGUGGCGCGCGAGGCCGAUUCGAUCCGAGUCUCAUGAUGUCGUCCAACGCCGUCGGUGGCGACGCCAGCCGCGACAAGUCGCCUCACGCCGAUCCCAACGGCCCUCAUGACGCCGAGCACCACGACAAGGCCUCGCGACGCAACAAAUCUACCGACCGCCUGCAACGCUCUCGCGACAGCAGCACCCAUUUGAGCGGCAAGCGCUCCAAGUCCUUCACACACCUAGCCAUGACCGCGGACGAAUCAAAUAGGCGGCGCAAGUCGACCAAGGGCAAGGGAAAGAGCCAACGUCCCGAGGCUGCUGAGGACGGCUGGACCAGCGCUAGCGCAGACAACACCUCGAGCGAUCACAGCGCCCCGCUGUCUCCCUCCAGCAGUCCACCGGAUGAAGGCCUCGUGCUGGGCAUCAAGAAGCGCGUCCCUCCGCCGCUCAAACCUGCAGCCUCCACCACCACUCUGCCCGAGCCCAAGAAAGAGGCGUUCCUGCAAGCGCCUGACACGCCAAGAGCAAGUGCAAAGACGCUCGAACCCGAAGCCGAAAGCUCAGUCGACGUGAUCGACCGUCGCCACCUCGACUCUCCUAACGGCGGCAACGCGCCUGCUCUCGCGAGCUCGUCGGGACACAUCUCUUCUCCCGCAACGCUGAAUCGGGAGGACACGUCCAAGACGCUUGUCCAUCACUCCAGCCGUGAUGACAUGGCGAGCACGUCUUCUGCGUCGGCUCUGGAACGGGACCAAUCUGCGAUCGCGUCCGACACCUCUUCUGCGCCUGUCCGUGCACCCUCGCGCACCGACUCGGCGCUCACCAUCGAUACCGCCAGCCAUCCACGCCAUCAUCGCGUCUCUUCCAGCGUGUCGAGUCGCACGCUUCGCACGUCGCUGCCAGCGCCCGCAUCGCCGUCUUCGGUUCGAUCACGAUCCUCGGUGCUCUCGAGUCGAUUCCUCGUGUUUCCGCGCGAAGCGCAAGCUGCGGCUCCGCCCAUGCUCGACACACACAAUGCGCUCGCUGGAAGGCUAGGCGCGCGUCACGAGGAUCGCGGCGACCUGCUCUCGCCCAUGGCCGGUCCCAGCCGAUCAGGUCGCAGCGCGAGUGCCAUGACCUCGAGUACGAGCGCACCCGUCGCGCUCGACAAGCAGCAGCACGCCGCUGCGGAAACGCGCAAGGUCAGCCUCGGCCACAGCCCGCUUUCGGCACGAUCGCCUGGUGUCGUGGGCCCGCAGAUUGGUAGCAGCACGUUGGGUUUUAGCGCGCAGCAGCGAUCCACGAGGGACGACGUAGCUGAGCGUCGCAGGACCGCAAGCACCCAGAGCCUCACGGCCGCCGACGCCGCCAAGCUCGCCGCCAAGCUUCGACUCGCUCGCGACUCGAUGGACGACCAUGCGCUCGGCGCGGCAGGCUCGAGCCAGCGCGGCGUACAGGCGUACAAUCCGAGGCUGGAGAAGUACAAGAAGCCGGUGGUGUCGACGUUUGUCAAGGGCUCGGCGGACGAGACGCCGCAGGCGAUCGAGGUGCAGGCCCACUCGGUGUACUCGAAGCUGUUUGCGCAGGCGCACGACAGCCAGGAUGGCGAGGAGGCUGGACGACGCAUGAUCCGCUACGUCAUGGGCUACGGCAUCAGCGGUCCGCCAAUCGAGCAGAGCCGGCUGUCGGAUGCGCUGCUGGGGCCGAGCCUGGACAUGGCCGAGUUUGAGUCGAGCUGGGCGCCUGCGCUUGCCCAUGCUGCUGGGCUGGGUGGGGCGAUGCCAGGCUCGAUGCAGACCGAGUAUGGUCUUGUGGCGGCCGAGGCGCCUGCAGCGACGGGUGGGCCGAAUGCGACGCCGCUGCACCUGAUCCACGGACUGACGACGACGUCGCCGGAUCCUUUCCCGCUGGAUCCGACGGAUGUGCCUGCGCUGCAGGAGGAGGGCGACGUGUUCGAGGGCCAUGCCAUGUCGCAGCUGGCGCAGAAUCCGAUCCAGCUUGUGGAUCCGGGGCUGAUCCGGGCGAUUGCGAUCACGACGCAUGCGAUUGGUACGCACCGCUCGCACGUGGUCACGCGCCGCUAUGCGGACCCGAUGCGCGAAAGCCUGGAGCGGGUGGUGCGAUCUUCGGGACGGUAUGUGCCCACGGCGAAAAGCGCCGGUGCUGGCGGCCAUGGCGCGCCUGAUUCGCCGCAGAUCAGCUCGAGAUGGGGUCGCAAGACGGCGCCCAACAGCCCGAUGAGCUCGCGCGUCGAGGCGCGCGACUCUGCACAUCGACCGGGAUUCCAACGUCGCAACACGUCCGACAACCAACACGGCCAUGCACACAGCAGCGCAUCGACCAACCUGGCUGGCCAGCUGUACAAUCUGGUGGAUGCAGCCGAACAUCCCGUGCGCAGCCUCAAGCGCGUAUGGUCCGGCGGCGUAGCCAGAGGCGGUCUGGCCGCUCUCACGCGCACCGAGGAAGAAUCUUAG